ACCAUAAAAAUUUUAAAAAUGUCAAGAAAUGCGAGGUUAAUUUUUAAAAUUAUUAGAGAAAUUUUACUUAGGUAAAUCACAGCAUUAAAAACUUACUUACCACAUAAAUUUAGCUUGUUAGAAAAAAAAAUGAGUAACGGAAUAUUAAGCAGAAAUAUUAGAAAAAUGGUUCAAUACAAUUUAAGGAAUACAUUUUAUGAUUAUCAGAAUCACUGUGGGACAUCUUGCAGUACCAUUAAAUGUUGGAAAUGGGAUAUAACUCCUGUAAUAUUGAUGCACAAUAAACCUAGUUUAAGAUAUGCAGUUCUCAUUUUAAAUAGACCAAUAUCACAAGAAGAAGCAUUUAUGAAAAACUUUUGGGAAAAAGCCACAUUAAGAAUAACAGUAGAUGGUGGAGCAUUAAGAUGGGACCAGUUUCUCACCAGACUACCUGAGGAAAUUAGUAAUAAAAUGAAAAUACCAGAUUUGAUUACUGGUGAUUUUGAUUCAAUAACAGAAGAAACUCUCCAAAAAUAUAAAAAGAAAGGUUGUAAGGUAGUGCACACCCCAGAUCAAGAUUAUACAGAUUUUACAAAAGCACUGAAAGAGUUGAAUAAUCACUGUCAAGAACAUACAAUUGAGGUGGACAAUGUAAUAGCAAUAGGACAGGCUUCAGGCAGACUAGACCAAAUCUUAGGAAAUAUACAAACUUUAUAUCUAGCUGAAAAACAACAUUUACUUCAUCCUGAAACUAAACUCUACCUAAUGUCCGGUGAUUCAUUAUCUUGGCUAUUGGAACCUGGCAAUCAUAUUAUAAGCAUUCCCGAGGAAACAAGGAAGCAUAACAGAGCUUGGUGUUCAUUAGUGCCUAUUGGAGAAACUUGCCACAGUGUCACAACAAGUGGAUUGAUGUGGAAUUUAGACAAUCAAAGCUUGAAAUUUGGAGAACUAGUCAGCACGUCGAAUGCAUUCGAUGGUUCAGACACAGUCAAGAUCAAAUGUAGCCACACAAUUCUUUGGUCUAUGAAGGUGCCCAGUUUGACAGGAGAAUAACAUGGUGGAGUUGAGAAUGAAUAAAAAAAUAUAUUUGGUAUUUAGUUCCUGUUAAUAAGUAAUGUCACUAGAGACAUAUUCAAUCAUCAAUUUAAAUCAUGGAAAUGAUCAACAAUGUUAUGUCGUUUAUAUUCUCUUCUAACGAGGAACCUCAAUCAGUGAUAUUAAAUUUUAUAAUUCGAAUACUAUUUAAAAAAAUAAUAUAAUUUUAUUAAUAUGUAUCUUUCUAUAUGUACUACUUAAUGUUAUUGUGUCAAAAAAUACUACUGUACCUGACAAUAGGGGUAUUGUAUUAAUUAAAUUGAUUUUCAGUUGUGGCACUUUACAUCCUGUAUAUAAGGCUAAUGAUCCACAAGUCACACAACAAACAUUUCAAUAAGGGUGCCGAUAAUUGUACAGCUUACCCUAUACUAAGUUUGUCACCAUAAAUUAUAUACAGGGUGUUUUAAAGAAACGACUCCCAAAAUACUUUCUACCUCAACACAAGAUGACGUUUAUUUAUUUCAAUCUUAUGACCGAGUGCUGAUUGUCUGAAAGUCCAUAUUUCAUUAGAGGCAACAGCAUCCACAUAUCGCCUAGUAAAGAUACAUGCAUUAAAAACUAAAAUACAUUAAAAAUGCAUAAUAGUGGUUUCUUUCAUGUCGUAAAGACGUAAGGGUGUUGACCGUUUAAACCUACUGUUUGCUGUGCAACGCUGUGCAUGACGUCAUUUGGGGUUAAUAAAAAUGAAAAGCUAACUUCACACACCAUAACAAUAUUUUUUUUUAUUGCUUAAAUGGGUGGACGAGCUCACGCCCACCUGGUGUUAAGUGGUUACUGGAGCCCAUAAACAUCUACAACGUAAAUGCGCCAUCCACCUUGAGAUAUAAGUUCUAAGGUCUCAAGUAUAGUUACAACGGCUACCCCGCCCUCCAAACUGAAACGCAUUACUGCUUCACGGCAGAAAUAAGUAGGGCGGUGGUACCUACCCGAGCGGACUCACAAGAGGUCCUACCACCAGUAAAAAUAAAUAUAAACCUCACAUAACCGCAAACGCGAUUGAGAGGCUAUACAAAAAACCUUACGUGAUAGUAAGUGGUAACCGUUUUAACCCAUAGACAUCACUUAUCCACAAAUGCUACCAUUCGUUGUUAUUGGUGUUAAGCCUCAUGAGAACAAAAAUGUUAGAACGAUUAGAUUUUUCCAACAAUCUAUAAACAACUACUUACUAACAUUUAGUAAAAAUGUGAAAGAUAAAAAAAUUUUAUUUAUAUUAUUUUGACAUUGGUGUCGAGUAUCCUAGAAACUAGAUUAAACCACCUGUUUUUAUUUUAAGAAAGGGUUCCUUAGAAUUGUUGUAGCAGUUAAUUGUUAGUUUUUAUAAGUAUUAUAUUAGGUAGUUUCUAUGUAUUUAUCGUAGCUCGGUAUGGUUCUUUCUAUAAAUGAGUCGUCUAUUAUCAAAGGUGGCAAUCUGUCCAUUUGGACAAAAAAAAUUUAUUGAUAUGGCAAUACAGAUUGAUUUGAAUAUAAUCGUCUCCUUCAAAGAAUACGGUUCAAAACCUGCAUUAAAUAAAAGUUAAUACUUAACCUGUUAUUUAUCUAAGAUGUCGUUCAGAAGAGUCUUGUGACUGCCAAUGGAAUACAAAGUCAAUAAUUCGUUUUUCUGAUUUACCAAUAAUUGUCCAAAAGUCACAUUGCCGGCUUUGAUAAUAGUCGACUCAAAUAUCUCAUAAUUCAAUAAUAACACGUCAUAUUUAAUAGUUAUCUACAUUGUGAAAUUAAUGGCACGCGUUCUAAUUAAUUAAUAAGCAAUAAAUUGGUUUCUCAAAAUGUUGUAGGUUGCUAAUGUAGCGUCGAUAGAUGCUUAUAGAAUUGCCAAUUGUAUGGCUGACGUAAUUGUUUAAAUCGUUUGAGUGUUGGGUAAGGUAGUGAAUAAAAAUUUGAAAUUCAAAAUAUUUUUGAAAUGAUCACUAAAACUUGUCUGUCUGUCUUACUAACACGAUGAUAUUUAAUUCGAUAUCCGAAUAAAUGGGAUGAUGGUUUAUGAUUUUGCCAAGCACUACUCUUGCUAGGGCUAGUGUUAGCAACAACCCAGGUUAGUGCCCGGUUAACAGUGCUUCUAGGUACCUCAAGCACCGGUCACCGUUCUCGUCGAACCCGUCGCUUGCGACGAAGGGCUCGACGAGUAAAUUAACUCCCAGACACAGCCCACUGAGUUUCUCGCCGGAUGUUCUCAGUGGGUCGCGUUUCCGAUCCGGUGGUAGAUUCUGCGAAGCAUGACUCUUGCUAGGGUUCGUGUUAGCAACGUCAUCAGGUUUUAGCCCCGUGAGCUCACCUACAAACGUUAGGGUUACGCUGAAAUAGCCUCUCAAGGCUCUCAGCUUAGGUAGGAAAAAAAAAAAUGUGCCCGGUGAGCUCACCCACUCGUUUGAUGAAUCUAGCAUGACUCCUCGAGGUCAAGGAGUAUCCCUACAACCUUCCAAGAGUAUUGGAAUACUUGGGGUCGACAUUUCGAGCGAUGUCCAAUUUCGGAGUAAUUUGGAAGGCAAAGCCAAGUUGGCGUCAAAAAUGCUGGGAGUCCUCAAUAGAGCGAAGCGGUACUUCACGCCUGGACAAAGACUUUUGCUUUACAAAUCACAGGUCCGGCCUCGCGCGGAGUACUGCUCUCACCUCUAGGCUGGGGCUCCCAAAUACCAGCUACUUACAUUUGACUCCAUACAGAAAUGAGCCGUUCUGAUUGUCGAUAAUUCCAUUCUUACGGAUCGUUUGGAACCUUUGUGUCUGCGGAGGGACUUCGGUUCCCUCUGUAUUCUGUACCGUAUGUUCCAUGGGGAGUGCUCUGAGGAAUUGUUCGAGAUGAUACCGACAUCUCGCUUUUACCAUCGCACCGCCCGCGACAGGAGUAGAGUUCAUCCAUACUACCUGAAGCCACUACGUUCAUCCACAGUGCGUUUCCAGAGAUCUUUUUUGCCACGUACCAUCCGGCUAUGGAAUGAGCUCCCCUCCACGGUGUUUCCCGAGCGCUAUGACAUGUCCUUCCACCAUCAGGUGGGCCGUAUGCUCGUCUGUCUAUACGGCAAUAAAAAAAAGGUCACUAGAAUAGGUAGAAAAAAAAGAAGAUGGUUUUUAGGUAUUAAGGGGCUACCGAAACCUAUGAAUGCAACGAGUCUUCACCCGUCUUGAAACGGGAGAUCAAAAUCUUAAUUGUAUUAUAGAAAGGUUGUCCAAAUUGCUAAGUAAAUAUCAGCCGGAUCAAAACAAAAAUGUUAAAUCCAAAUGUGAAAGCUAAAUCAUUCGUGACGUCAUCUCGAUGUUUUUUUUAAAUAUUGUAGUUGUAGUUUAAAUACUGUAGAAUUACCUGAGAUUAUUUGUAAAAUUAGUUAUUUUAAUUUGAAUAAAUUUUAAUGUCGGUUCAUAUAUUUUUGGACUGCAAAGUUUCGCAACAGUAUAUCGUAUUUUAAUUGAUAGAACUUACUGUUAGCGUUUACUCACCUUGUAUGGAUUUUUAUUUUUUUUAUUGCUUAGGUGGGUGAGCUCACGCCCACCUGGUUUUAAGUGGUUACUGGAACCCAUAGACAUCUACAACGAAAAUGCGUCACCCACCUUGUGAUAUAAGGUAUAGUUACAACGACUGCCCCACCCUUCAAAUCGAAACGCAUUACCGCUUCACGGUAGAAAUAGGCGGAGUGGUGGUACCUACUCGGACGGACUCACAAGAGGUCCUACCACCAGGAAAUAUAAUAUAUUUAGUAUAAUACCGGCAAAACAAUAAUGUGGUUUUCCUGUGAAACAAUCGUGUAUCAAUAUUGAAGUGUUAUAUAGGCGUCAAUACAAUACAGAUUUGGACUUUUUUUUUUCUACAGGAGAAAAUCGCCGUAUAUCCACCUCCGCAUGGCGGGCGGGGUAUGUGUGAGUUGAACCUCACUAAAAACUCCUGCUGCUCACAGCCGGCGCGCUACCCCGGAUAGGGCCGAAGCCUAGUCGGAGCUAUUGAGACGGCGGGACAGGGCUUACGCAGAGCAUAUUACAUCCAUCCCGUCGGACCGGCGGCCACCAGCGACACGACCGCCGGUUCCCUCGGUCGAUAACGGUCGGUCGCAUGUGGUCACGAUCCUCAGUAGUGGGGGAACGAUAUAGAAGAUUUCUGCCGUGAAGCAGUAAUGAGUUUCGGUUUGAAGGGUGGGGCAGCCGCUGUAACUACAUUGAGACCAUAGAACUUAUGUCUCAAGGUGGGUGGUGCCUACCCGUGCGGACUGAACAAGAGGUCCUACCACCAGUAAAAAAGUUAGUGUCUUAUCUAAAUAAAAAUGUAAACGAAUGUAAAAUUGUAUCCACAUUCUUUGUGUAUGUUUAUUUAUGAAGAAUUUUGUUUAAUAAUGAAUGAAUAAUAAUGAAUAAAACUCAAAAAAUAGCUAAAUUAAUUCUUUAAUAAAUUUAAUAUGUAAAAUAAGGUUCGCAUAGAAUCUUUUUAUCUGUGAGCAGUAGUAAUCUAUGAAUAUUAAACACCAUUCAAAAUUCAAAGAGAAAUACGUAUUGUAAAAAAAAAACGUUGCCUUAUUAAUUUUAUUCCGAAUAAUAAUAGUCUUUUCAACAAAGCAACAUUAACAUUUAAAGUUUAAGUUCUACGUCACACGUAAUCGGAGGUUGAGGGAGGCAGUGCUGCCAACAUAACGGCACGAUCACGAGAUUCAUCUUCCUUAUCAUCUGAUGUCAGUUUAAAAUAGUCUGAGCGCGAACUCGACUACUGUGUGAGUUUUAAUAGAGGACCUUGCGCACCUUUGUUUUACCUGUAAGUUCCAUUUUUGAAACUCAUUUCUGGGCCUCUUCUGUUGGAUUCCUAUUUGAUUGUUACUGUCAUUAUUGAUGUUGUUAUCAUUCCUGUUUGUAAUUUAAAUUGUUUUCGUUUAAAUUUUAUGUUAUUCACUAAUAAUAAUUCUUAUUCCAGUUUCUUCGUCAUAAAUGCUUUUAAUGUUAUUUUAAUUUAACGAUUUGAUGCAUUAACAUAAUAUCAACAGUACGUCAUGAAACAUAAA
Messenger RNA from Bombyx mori (domestic silkworm), 6044 nucleotides. Its product is annotated as thiamin pyrophosphokinase 1. Lineage: Eukaryota; Metazoa; Arthropoda; Insecta; Lepidoptera; Bombycidae. Gene Ontology annotation, molecular function: thiamine binding; ATP binding; thiamine diphosphokinase activity. Gene Ontology annotation, biological process: thiamine diphosphate biosynthetic process; thiamine metabolic process. The transcript has 7 exons. Bases 130 to 1032 code for a protein of 300 amino acids. The record is from RefSeq and is a predicted model, not a curated record.